This is a messenger RNA of Fraxinus pennsylvanica, 561 nucleotides long. The record is from the annotation of a GenBank genome assembly. NCBI's taxonomy places the organism in Eukaryota, Viridiplantae, Streptophyta, Magnoliopsida, Lamiales, Oleaceae.
AUGGGGAAGAAAUCGAGUCAAUCUUCCAUGAAAAUAUCCAAAAACGACAAGAAACGACAAAGUAUUAUCAACAAUUUGAUCAAGAAUUUACGUCCCAAAGUUUACAUCAUAGAUUCUUCAAACUUCAAGAAUCUUGUUCAAGAACUCACCGGGAAUGGGAAUGGGAAUGGGAAUGGAAAUGGAAAUGGAAAUUCUCCGAUCAUGGGCUCAUCUCCACCUCCUCCUCAUGCAUCUACUUCCCCGCCAGUAGAGAAAGUUAGGGCAAUUAUAGAUAUCGAAGAUCAUGCAUAUCAAGAAAAUAGCCUCGACUUUUCAUUUGAUUCAUCAACAUGUUUUAGUACGCCAUCAGAAAGCCCUGAUCCACAAUACCGCGUGCCAGAACCUAUGAAUUAUUUAUUAGAAAAUUCACAGAACAUCGAUUUCCCAUCACAGUAUGGGGCUAUAGAAUCACUGCUAUUUGAGAUGGAUCAAAUUUCUAAUUACACUACUGAUGAUCCAUGCUAUGCAAUGAUUCAGCAAGAGGUUCACAUCUUUGAUUACAAUUUCUCUGGCUUGAUAUGA